GUCUUCCCGUCUUCGUUCCACUCUCGCUCUGGCCAUUUCUGUUCUGUUCCCAUUAGAAUAGAACGGAGCUCGUUCAGAGCUGCGUGUUGUGUAUCUUAUUAUCCAACUGCAGUGUCGUGUGAUUCUUAAAAAGUUUACUUUUUUCAUCGACGAAAUGGGGGACAAUUCCAGAGAGAAGCUUAUAACUGCUCUCUACACAGAAUUCAAUAAGCACCAACAGAAAGGGGAAUAUGAUCGUGCUUUAAAGCCAAUCAACAAGAUUAUUCAGAUGGCCAAUGAUGAUAAAAUUGCCUUAAAAUGUAAGCUAGUCUGUUUAAUUUACUUGAAUAAAUUUGAUGAGGCCUUACAAUUUUUAAAAAAGCAAUCUGCCAUUGCGGUCUGCAUGCCUUUUGAGAAAGCCUAUUGCCUUUACCGCACAAACAAUCCACAAGAUGCCUUAAAUAUGCUGAAUGAUGUUCCCAAUCCUGACCACAGGAUCUUAGAACUGAAAGCUCAGGUGCUAUACAGGUUGGAACAGUUUGAUGAAGCUGCCAAUGUGUAUCAAAACAUAUUCCGCAAUGCACCUGAUGAUGAGUAUGAAGAAGAGAGGCAAACUAAUUUAGGAGCUGUGGUAUCAUCACUAAAUCAAAGAGAAUCUGACAAAUUUACCUCUCAAUUGCAAGAAGAAACAUAUGAGAUGUGCUAUAACAAAGCAUUGAUGUAUGUCAAACAAGAAAAUUUUGUAAAAGCAGAGAAACUAUUGAAAACUGCUGAGGUUAUGCUUAAAGAAGCAUUUGAAGAAGAUGGUGCUACUGAAGAAGAAACUGAUAUAGAAUUAGCCAAUGUUAGAGUGUUACAAGCAUUUUGCUGCCAUAAACAAGGACGCCUUAAGGAAGCCCAUCAGUUGUAUUUGGGCGUACUUAAAUUGAAGCUUGACGAUAUAGCAUUAUCUGCUGUAGCUAGUAAUAACGUAGUUGUAAUUAAUAAAGAUCAGAACGUUUUCGACUCUAAAAAGAAGAUGAAAGUGGCGACAAACGAUGCCUUGAUUCACAAGUUGCCUUCAAGCCAAAGGAAAACUAUUGCUGUAAACAAUGCUAUUUUUAAAUAUUAUUGCAAUCAGCACGAACAAAGCAAUAAACUGUGCAAUUCUCUGGUUAAAGAAUGGCCAGAUUUAGAAACUAAGUUAAAAAUUUUGAAUGCUAUUAACGAUACUAAGAUCGAUUCGAAGGCGAAUCCAGUUCAAAGCCUGAAAUCGGCUACAGCAAAUACACCUGAAGACGAGUUAGUGUUGAAGCUAACCGCCGUGCAUUUGCUUCUCACUCAGGGAAAGAAAGAGGAUGCGUGUACAAUUUUGGAAACUUUAGGAGACAAUCGCUUCAAACCUGGUAUUAUCGGUGCGCUACUGACUAUUUAUAUGCAUUUGGGUAAGGAAGACGUUGCUUUAAAGAUUUACGAGGAAGCAAUCGAGUGGUACAAAGCAAACGAGAAGAGCGGAAAAGACCUGACCUCGUUCUUCAGACAAGCUGGUGACUUCCAUAUCAGAAGUGGUAGGCCUCAAGUGGCAGCCAAGAGUUUCGAGCAGAUACUUAUAAACAACGCCAAGGAUUCGAAAACUACUGCCCAAUUAGUUAUAGCUUGCUCUCAAUUUGACAACAAUAAAGCUAUUGAGGUCAGUUCAAAGUUGGGCUCCAUCGCUGACCUAGAGAAAGACGUUGACGUAAAAAUUUUAGAAAGUAACAUUUGGCUGAACGCAAAGAAAUCUGCGACAGGGGUUACAAAUAAAACCGAAUCUCCCGGUUCAUCGGAUAAUGCACCUAAAAAGAAAAAGCACAGGAAACGCAAGGGUCCACUGCCUAAGAAUUACGAUUCCAGCGCAACGCCUGACCCUGAAAGGUGGUUACCCAAAUAUGAAAGAACCGGUUAUCGCAAGAAGAAGGAUCGUAGGGUCAAGGAAAUUAUCAAAGGUUCCCAGGGAACUGCUGCAGGACAGUCAGACCAAUUUGAUUAUACAAAAUAUGUUACCGAAGAUGACGGAGCUUCGGUUCCCGAACCAUCUCCAAUGCAAAAACUUUGGAAAAAGGGCGGAAACAAUCAGAAAAAGAAGAACAAGAGACGCUGAUCGUACUCUUUAAGGGGUUCAUUUAUUUUGGGUAAAUGGUAAUAAAACAGAUUAAGGACA
This is a messenger RNA of Nicrophorus vespilloides, 2158 nucleotides long. RefSeq names its product signal recognition particle subunit SRP72 (gene Srp72). The record is from RefSeq and is a predicted model, not a curated record. The transcript is spliced from 8 exons. Gene Ontology annotation, molecular function: protein binding; 7S RNA binding; ribosome binding. The coding region runs from base 155 to 2098 and encodes 647 amino acids. Gene Ontology annotation, biological process: SRP-dependent cotranslational protein targeting to membrane. Gene Ontology annotation, cellular component: signal recognition particle, endoplasmic reticulum targeting. Lineage: Eukaryota; Metazoa; Arthropoda; Insecta; Coleoptera; Silphidae.